UAAUAAUGUAUUUGUAUCUACUUUAUUGCUAAUCAUGGAAAUAUAUUAAUAUUAGGGCAUGCUAUUAAUCAGUGUGAUCAAAUGGUGGCUUUCGGAAUUGCAGGAUGGAAUGGGUUGAUUUUUAGUAAAGGGAAGUAACUCUAAUGUUAUCGCAUGGUAAACAACUUUGAAUUUCAUUUUAUUAUGCAAGAUAUAAUUCCCCAUAAACAAAUGUAAUGGACUCGUUUGUUGUUAAAAAGAAGAGACGAAUAGGCGAACAAAGUACGGAAUACAAUUCAGAACAUGUCACCAAAAAAUCGAAGGAUGAUUCAACAGAAACUGAUCAAGGAACCGGUCAUUCAAUUUUAUGGAAGGAAAUCCGACGCGAAAAUCUGUGUUGUGAUUACACAGUUUUCUACAGUAAACACCAAGCAGACGAAUUGUUGGCAGAAUGUGAAAAAAUACUAAUUUAUAAUGAAGGACAAAUGGCUCGUGUUCAUUUGUAUGGAAAAUGGAUGGAGAUUGCUCGAAAACAGGUUGCUUUUGGAGAUGAAGGCUUAUCCUAUAGAUUUUCUGGAAAGACAGUGUCAGCACAACCAUGGAUGCCACUUGUACAGAAAAUAAAAGAUGAUAUCAUUAAAGCUACAGGAUAUACAUUCAACUUUGUCCUUGUAAACAGAUACAAAGAUGGUCAUGAUCAUAUAGGAGAACAUAAAGAUGAUGAGAAGGAUUUAGUUUUUGGUCAUCCAAUAGCUUCACUGAGUUUGGGACAGGCACGUGAUUUUAUUUUCAAACAUCAAGAUAGUCGAGGAAAGAAUGCCACGAGAGACAUUCCUACUGUGAAGUUAGAACUACAGCAUGGUAGUCUUCUAAUGAUGAAGCAUCCAACUAACUCAUUCUGGUACCAUUCUCUACCUACGCGUAAAAAACUCAUCAAUGUAAGGAUUAACUUUACAUUUCGCCAAAUGAUGGUAAACAAGGCAUCAUAGCUACAUGUAUGGUUGAAGUUCUUCAGAUGUUAAACGAACUGUACUAGAUAUAUUUUAUUUAGUAAAGCUCUUAAAUUCUUUGUGAAAGACUCUUAACAACAUUUAUCCUAGCCCCAGUCAACUAUCUGAAACUUUGUGAUAGGUUAAUGAAGAAAUACAAGCUCAACUCAACACCUGUAAUAUUGUCUGUAUAACCACAUCUAUAAUCUGAACAUAGUGAGAAAUUUUUUUCGUCAUUCACAGUACAUAAACACAGGUCUUUAUUCUUUGGUGUUAUGUGUAUGUUAUUACUCAAAUAUUGAGUUUAACAUUUCAGACAAGAUAAAUAGGUUAGUUUUUACCCCAUGCUUGCUAGCAAGAUCUAAUCACCACGCUCUUCCAUUAUGUUUUGGGGGUACAGUUCGUUUGUGAUGGGAAUCAGCCAUUCAUUCCACAACUCGGCAUUUGAUUUGCAUAUUUAACGGUCAAAAUGAAAUAAGGUUUAAUGGCCUACUGUUCUUCUUUGACUCAGUGUGCUAUGAGGGAAAUUUUGUCCUGACAGCAGCACUACGGCCUAUUCCUAUAUCGCAUCCAAAAGAUCUUUUAUGUGCAUGCCAAUGUGUACACAGAACCUUACCGGGCCCUCUAUACUGCACCACUGACAUUGGGGAACUAUGCUGGAAAUUCCCGAUCGAACACGAGACCUCCAGGAUAGCAACCAAACGUCAUACUUACUGAGCCACCGCAGCUCCCCUUAAUGAUCAAAGACAGAUAUUAACUCAUUUCAAUGAGUAGAGCCUGUGUUUUACCUCACAUUAUUA
Messenger RNA from Patella vulgata (common limpet), 1768 nucleotides. Its product is annotated as DNA oxidative demethylase ALKBH2. Gene Ontology annotation, biological process: DNA repair. The transcript is spliced from 3 exons. The record is from RefSeq and is a predicted model, not a curated record. NCBI's taxonomy places the organism in Eukaryota, Metazoa, Mollusca, Gastropoda, Patellidae. Bases 216 to 968 code for a protein of 250 amino acids.